AUGUCUCUCCCAUAUCACCCACAGGUUACAGCCGUAGACCUCGCGGUCCCCCUACGCGGGGGCAACUUAACGGACAAUGAAACGAGUAAAACUGCAAAGGCUCGGCCGAAGACGGCAAGGCAUGCGAAGGGGUCAACGAGAAUCCUAAAUGAGUGGUUCGUAUUGCACUCCACCUAUCCAUAUCCGACCGAAGAGGAAAAACAGAUUUUGGCUGCAAGAACAGGCUUGACAACCCGUCAAGUAUCUUUCUGGUUUGUCAACGCUCGUCGCCGAAAGACCACUUGGGGGCCACAAUGCGCGUCAAGCGCCUCGGACGCCCCGCUGUCGCUGCCAACCUUCGACAGACUACCUGACAGUGGCUGGGAGGGCAUGGCGCCGAUGGACCGUUGGCGUCACACCCCACCCGACCAAGAAGGUGCCUCUCUAAGCGCCAUCGCGGAAGCAGCGGAACGUAACCCCCACGCCAGCUCCGCGCCCACGCUCGGCUACUACGGGUUCGACACAGGCGAAAUGCUUUCAGAGGCUCACUGGUCGAUCUCUUCGUUUGGAUCGCACCACGCUGCGAUACCGGGCUCGGGAAGUGACUCAUCAGUCCUGUCCCAUAGCUCCGGAUCCGCCACCAGCGUCCGUAGCACCCACUCUCGACGUCGACGUCGGCGGCGCCAACGCUCUCCCGUAAGGGCGUCUUCUGGGAAAAGUGCGAGCCGUCUGUACCAGUGUACCUUCUGCACGGACACGUUCAAGACCCGAUACGACUGGACCAGACACGAGAGCACACUCCACCUUGCGUUGGAGAAGUGGACGUGUAUCCCAUCGGGUCCAACAUACUACGAUCGCGCCCUGUUACGGCCGCGAUGUGCACUGUGCGACGUCCUGGACCCCUCCGAUUCCCACCUCCGGUCGCAUGGGUCUUUAGAAUGCGCGUCGAAGCCUCACCCUGACAGGACCUUCUACCGCAAGGACCACUUUCGGCAGCACCUACGCGUGUGUCAUGGAGUCGACGAUAUUCUACCUUCCAUGAAAAAUUGGAAGUCCCACAUCUCACAGAUUAAGUCGCGAUGUGGUUUCUGCGGGGAAUCUUUCCAGCUCUGGUCCGCCCGCAACGACCACCUGGCUGAACACUUCCGCUUGGGGGCCCGGAUGAAAAGCUGGAAGGGCUGCCGUGGCUUGGAACCUGCUGUGGCAUUGCUGGUGGAAAACGCGAUACCCCCUUAUCUGAUCGGAAUUGAGUCCAACGACCUUCAGCCCUUUAGCGCCUCGAGAAUGGCCAUGAAGGGCAGCAGCACCGGCGUGGCGAGCGGACAAGUUUCCGGGACCAUGUUCGAGAUAUUGACCGCACGCCUAGGGGACUAUGUUAGAGCAGAGAGAGAGCGCGGCACGGUUAUCACAGACGACCUUUUGCGAAAAGAGGCUCGCCUUAUUCUCUUCGGAGACGAUGACCCAUGGAAUCAGACCCCGGCUGAUAAUGCGGAGUGGCUGGCAUUGUUCAAAGAGGGAUACAGCCUCGCUCCCACUCUCGCAUCAUGUGGGGAUGUGACGGCUGGUGUGUCUCUCGCCCAGCAGCAAUGUUGGUUUGGUCCCCCGGUGUGUGAUACGAACCCGUCGCCCUUCACCCUAGAGAAGAUGCGGCAAGCGACGGUUUCCAGCUCGAGCUUCGGUCCUCCUGAGAUCUGCGGCGUGUUGUUAUACAACCAGAUGAUUCACCAGCAGGAAGAUGCCUCUCUAGCCGUCCCCUGGUCCUGGCAGACACCCGAAUGCUUGGCCGAGUUCAGCCAGAUGUGUGAGACCAAUCAGGCAGUUAUGGCAGCGGACCCGACGAAUGAUCUCAAUUUUGACAUGGUCUUUGGGGAGUUUAAUGAUCUUGAGCAGGACGAACAAAUACCGAACAUUGGGCUUGAAGCCCCGGGCGUCAACGAUUGUAUUGGGGCAGCUGGGAAAUUGAUGGAUACAUGUACCUAG
Molecule: messenger RNA, 1959 nt
Organism: Chaetomium globosum CBS 148.51
Lineage: Eukaryota; Fungi; Ascomycota; Sordariomycetes; Sordariales; Chaetomiaceae
Exons: 1
Coding region: 1-1959 (652 amino acids)
Biological process (GO): regulation of transcription by RNA polymerase II
Molecular function (GO): DNA-binding transcription factor activity, RNA polymerase II-specific; RNA polymerase II cis-regulatory region sequence-specific DNA binding
Source: RefSeq, a predicted model, not a curated record